UGUAGGAAACUGUUUAGAUGCGGUUUGAGAGGUUAUAAAUUAUGAAGUUAUUUGCUGAUUCGCGAGCUGUUAUCGAAAAAAGUUCAAAGAUAUUUAAAUGCUAUAAUAAGCUUGAUAGAUUGGCUACAGGUUUGGAGAGAAUUCGGAAGAUAAUCGAGCCAACGAGAAGCACGCAAACCGGUAGAAAACUACGAGCUGCAGUACUGCAUGGACCAUGUAAUUUGAAAUUAGACGACAUUCCUGAAAAGGAGAUUCAGCAAACACAGGUUCGCGUGGACGUACAUUUCUGCGGACUCACCGGAAGCGACGUACUCCUUUGGCGCGGCGAACAUCGCAGUACUCCGAAAACGACGAUGAUCCUCGGUUUUGAGGUGUCGGGCACGAUCCUGGAAAUGGGCAGAUUAGCACACGAGCAAACAGGUUAUCAGAUGGGCGAGGAAGUCGUCGUGCACAAUUAUCCCGUCUGCGGCGGCCUGGCCGAGAGCUGUCUGGCUCAUUACAGAGACGUGUUUAGAUUAAUGAGACGGGUGUCUCUGAAAAACGCGGCAGCCGUCACGGACGAUUAUUUCUCGGCGUUAUUGGCGAUUGGCCGUCGAGCACGUCUCCAAAGAAACGAGUGUCUCCUCGUUAACGCGAAACACUCGCGUUCUGCUCUCGCUGUCAUCGAUCUCGCCACACGAGUCUUCGGAGCGAAGCCGAUAGCUAUAUGUGACGAUGCAAGACGAGCCCAGUUAUGCGCGGAUCUCGGCGCGACAGUAAUAUGCAGAAAUAAACGUUGCCUACCGUACAAGUUGAAGAAAAUCGGCGGAAAGGAAGAAGUGCGCGUGAUGAUCGAGACCGAAGGCGGGCCAUGCUUUCAGAACGUUGUCAAAUGCUUAGAACACGAUGGUCUGAUUGCUGUCCUCGGUAGUGCGCGAAAUAAACGAUCUCUCGACUUUUCCUUUGUGCCAAUCAACUGCAUGAUGUUUGCAGUCGCUGCGGAGCAUUACAAAAUUGCCGACACAUUGAUAUACAGAGAGACUAUGCAGCAUGUGUUGGACUAUAAGUCGGAGUGCGCAAUUCGUCCUCGGAUCUCGGCGAUCUUCGGUCUGAAUCACAUCAAUGAUGCGUUCAAUUAUUACGCAGCGGUGCCGAGUGGGAAAGUGUUGAUCGACUUGAAAGAUCGUGAUCGGUUGACCUUAUGCGAUGAAUCUUAA
Molecule: messenger RNA, 1196 nt
Organism: Mycetomoellerius zeteki
Lineage: Eukaryota; Metazoa; Arthropoda; Insecta; Hymenoptera; Formicidae
Product: quinone oxidoreductase-like protein 2
Exons: 6
Coding region: 42-1196 (384 amino acids)
Cellular component (GO): mitochondrion
Molecular function (GO): oxidoreductase activity
Source: RefSeq, a predicted model, not a curated record